Messenger RNA from Dermatophagoides farinae (American house dust mite), 591 nucleotides. It is a transcript of the gene ND-15, whose product is annotated as NADH dehydrogenase (ubiquinone) 15 kDa subunit. The record is from RefSeq and is a predicted model, not a curated record. Lineage: Eukaryota; Metazoa; Arthropoda; Arachnida; Sarcoptiformes; Pyroglyphidae.
AUGUAAUUUUGUUGACUCAAUUUUGCGGUCAAAGUCGAUCGAUUGGAAUUUAAUUUUUUUUUCAAUUGAUUUAUUGUAUUUUUCAUUUGAAAACAAUGCCUUAUGAUCCUCAUCUUCGGUUUAUCGACCGGGUUGUUCGAACCAAUGCUGAUAGUGUUGACAUUUCAUCGAAAACUCUUCAAAAGCAACAAGAAUGUGGUGAUUUGGAGCAAGAUACUUUGGAAUGUUUAGAAGCAUAUGGCGUACGGCGAGGUAAAAAACUUUGCAACGAUUUUCUCGAAGAUUAUAAAGAAUGUAUGCUGCAAACCAUGCAGAGAGAACGUAAUUUCUUAAUGAAAAGAGAAAGAUUGAAACAGGUGAUGAGAGGAGAACGAAAACCAAUGGAAGUGUUCGAUCCAAUUAAACCGCCUAGAGAUGCUUAUCAAUCCGGUCCAUUCUAUAAUUAAUGAUUGAUUUUUAUUGUUUAAAAUCAAAAAAAAAAAAAAAUAGCCACAUAUUUUAGUGAUCAAUAGAAUCAUUUGAUUCUGUUUAAAUUUUGUAUCUUUAAUGUAUAUGAUUUGAAAAAAAAUAAAAUGAAAUUAUUAUAAUAAA